AUGUACUUAAUUCAAAUAGUUCUGCAAGUACUUUUAAUAAAAUGUUGUGUUCGUUUAUCCUUAACAGAACCCGAUGGUGUGUUAAAACUGAUAUCAAAAAACAGUUACCCAUCACAACUGUACAAAGUGACGACUGGAGACGGAUAUAUCCUGUCCCUGCACAGAAUACCAAAUCCUGCAGGACACCCGGUGCUGCUAUUUCCUGGCCUGAUGUCGACAGCUGCUGACUUUGUAGUUAACGAUCCAGAAAAAUCACUAGGUUUUAUUUUGUACAAUCUGGGUUACGAUGUCUGGCUUGGCAACUCACGAGGUACAACAUUCUCCAGGACUCACCGGUAUCUGGACCCGGAUGUUGACAAGGAGUUCUGGGACUUCAGUUGGCAUGAAAUCGGUGUCCAAGAUCUGUCUGCGUCCAUCGAUGCCAUCCUGGGGAUUACAGGAUACAAUUCGUUGCAGUAUAUUGGACAUUCUCAGGGAUGCACCGCCUUGAUGGUGCUUUUGGCUGAAAGACCGGAAUAUAAUGCAAAGAUUGUUUCGGGACAUCUGAUGGCACCAGCUGUGUACAUGGGGAAUACCAGGAGUCCUGUUUUUAGACUUUUUGCUACUUUUAAUCCCAUCAUACAGGAUAAUAUUAAAAAUAUCCUGCAGAAUUAUCCUGGAGGAACGUCUGCAAAACAAUUGGAUCACUUUUCGCAACUUGUUUAUUCUAAGAAUUUUGCAAAGUUUGAUUACGGAGUUUUAAAAAAUUGGCAAAAAUAUGGAUCCAAAAGACCUCCGGAAUAUUCAUGGAGCAAUAUAUAUUGCAAGAUGUAUAUAUAUUAUGGAACUAAUGAUAUUUUGGUUGUACCAGAGGAUGUGGAAACAUUAGCAUUAAAACUAGAAAAAAAUGUAAUACAAGUCCAAAACAUACCCGAUCAACAAUUCAGCCACCUGGAUUUCCUGUGGGCCAAAGACGUAGACAUUUUAGUAUACAGAAAACUAACACAAAAUCUGCUCCAAGAUUUCUAA
Molecule: messenger RNA, 1008 nt
Organism: Ctenocephalides felis (cat flea)
Lineage: Eukaryota; Metazoa; Arthropoda; Insecta; Siphonaptera; Pulicidae
Product: lipase 1-like
Exons: 7
Coding region: 1-1008 (335 amino acids)
Biological process (GO): lipid metabolic process
Source: RefSeq, a predicted model, not a curated record